UUUUUUUCAGGUUGCUGCCAUUAUGAAUUCGAACAAGUUAAAAUGAAACUACAUGACCGGCGCGUUAUUUGACGCCGGGCUCGCGAUUUCUAACAUUCUUUAUCCAUAUCUUUUGAACCCGGGGUGCUGGAGAUACCAUUCUUUUUUUAUAAUGUAGUGGUCAAACUGAUGAUGAAAGAGCUGCGGCGGUGAUUCUGCUAAAAUUUACAUUUUUCGAGAAAUCGGGGAAAAACUUUUUCUACCUCCUAAUUUAGAUGUAUGUCACCUAAUUAAGCUGUAUGAUACAUCCUAAUUAAGCUGACAUCCAAAUUAAGCUGUACAGCUUAAUUAAGAGGUUUUCCCUGACUGAUUUGUACAAACUGCAAAUUACAACUCAAUUUUUAACAUGCACUGAACUACCUAGAACUGUUUCACUUGAAGGUGUAAAUAUGGAUGUAAAUUUUGACCAUAACUGUUUUGGUUUUUUUGUGACUUCAAGUGCUACUUCUAUUAAUGAGUUGAUUUCUAAUUUAAGGUCAAAUUUAAAAAAUAAAACAAGAAUUAUAUUUAUUAUCAAUGGUGUUGCAGUGUCAAUUUUAAAAUGCAAUCGUCAUUAUUACAUUAUUGAUUCUCAUUCAAGAGAUGCUAAUGGUAGACCAUGCCCAGAUGGUACUGCUGUUGUGUUAAAGUUUAUUAAUUUGUUUGAAGUCGCAAAAUAUAUAUCAAAGAUGUCGUCAGAACAGAAAACACCAAAAAAACGUCUUGAUAAUUCUAUUGUUGGGUAUGUUACGAAUGUAUCACCAAUUAAAACUGCUAAAAACAAUCCAAAGAGGAAAUACUUUGAUUUCCUUCUAAACACAGAGGACAAAAUGGAACGAACAGUUUGUUUUUCCCCUGAAAAACAUAAACUGGUAUCAGAAGUUCACAAAGAUCUCACUGGAUGUGAAAUAAAAAAAUACAAAAGGAGCGACACUAAUGACAUCAUUAUAACAGAUUUUUCAUCUGUGAAAAAGCUUGCUCCAUCUUUUGAACUGCAGACCCCUGAAGUUGUUCUCAAAACUUUUCCAGCAAUUCUUAAUGAAUCGAUGCUGUAUGAAAUCGUAAACACAAAAGCAUAUCUAUAUGAACUGAGUGAAACUAAGGCGCUGACAGACAAGAAUGGAAAAAAUAUGUCAUAUCGCAAUGCCAUUCUUAUUGACGAAACAAGCGAAAAACUGCCAAUCACGUUUUAUAAUGAACAAUGUGGGCAAGUGAAAAACAAGGAAACAUAUAUUUUAACAGAACUAAGGGUAUCAAAAUAUAUGAUCAAUCGGUUCUUGAAAGCCACCCCAUUCACCAAACUAAGAACUGUGGAUCCAUUAGAAAUAAACGACGAAGCAGUAACAGUAACAGAUUGUACUUCACAUUUCACCAUAACUAGUGUAGAUUUAAAAAGUUUUUCAGAAAAAUUCCAGUGUCCUUCAUGCAAAUCCAAUGACCUUGAAGUUGAGAAGGACUAUACCAUAUGCAAUAAUUGUUGCACCAUGACAGAUGCCUCGCAGUGUCGAAAGCACUCCAACAUUGGUUUUACUGCAGAAGGCGAUACUGGCAAACUUGUCUUAGAUUGUUCACCUAGCUUGUUGGAGAAGUGUUUUGGCAUUCCGUGUUGCAAAAAGAUUCCACUAGCCAAAAAAAUGAUCAAGGCAAAUGUUAUAGUUAAGUUUGAUCAGCGGGAUAACUCGAUAAUUGAGAUAAGGCUAAAAGAGGAUAACUCCAUUAAGAUGUGCCUAAAAGAAAAAGAGCAAGACAAUGUGACAUCACAAAAUUUUAUUAGUGAAGAAGAAGAAAUGGUAUUACUCGACGGGAAAAACGAUGAGGAAGAUUGACUUACUUAUUCAACUGAACUAUCAUGUUUUUUGUUAUGUUAUGCUUGCUUAAAUGGUAUGCUUGCUUGAACUAAUUUAAAAAGUUAUAUUUUUUGUUUGUUUACAUUUUGUUCUGAUAUUUCUUAUUGACAUUUCAGUUUAUAAUUUUUUACUCAGCUUGCUGCAGUCCACAAAAAUUGCUCCAUAGAAAUUUAUCACGUUCUGUUUGUUGUUUGUUUUGUUUUACUGAACUCUUUUAUCAUUGUUUUAAAGUACGUGUUCAUAAUUUGAUAUGCUUACAUAUUUCCUACAAAAAUUAAUAUAAGACAAAUGAUACGAGAUAACAUGGGGAUCAUUUAUUUAAAUACAUAUUCGGACAUUAUUAUGUUAAUGUAUUGUUUUUAUGCUGGUUAGUCAGAUUUCCUUGGCAAGUAAUAAAACAAUGGUUAAGGACUUCUUUUUGGUACCGUGUAUUCGAAUCUGAAUGCUCUAACAACACUCUUUCCCAUUUCUUGGUAUUUUAUUAAACUCAUUCACUUACUACAUUUUUGCUCAAUUAUUUUCCUUGGUGAAACUCUUGCAGCGAAAAACCAUUUUGAAUAAUUUACAUUUAUCUCUUUAAUAAUAGCCGUAUUCUGUCUGUUCAAAAGGGUUACCGCGUCCCGUAACGGAAACACGAAAUGUGAUAUAUAAAGGACGGGCGACCCCGUGGAUUUUUCCACGGUCUAACGACUUCUAUAUUAUAAUGCCCGUAUACGUCUGUCCGUCCGUCUGUCUGUCUGUCACGCAAAAUGGUAGCUUAGCUGCGACGGGCGAACCCGUGGAUUUUUCCACGGGCUAACGACUAGUUUAAAAAAAAACUUAAUGCGAACUAAUUAUGCAGAAAACCUAUAACAGUUAAUAUUUUACAGAACGCAUUUUAUGAUUCGUUUCAACCUAGAGGUAACGCGGGAAUGUAUUAUAAUUGUUAAUGCAAGCCCCUAAUCUGGCAUAAGCAAAACUAGCACCCAGUUCUUAAAAUUCCCAGCAAUUUAUUCCCCUAGGUUUUUCGCUUUCUUGAUAUGCGUGCUGGCGCGGUUCGCCUAAAGUCACUGUUGUAGGAAUCCGCCGUGUUCGCAGGACUUUUCAAAAUUGGAACGUCGGUCAAGAAAGC
Messenger RNA from Hydractinia symbiolongicarpus, 2976 nucleotides. RefSeq lists its product as uncharacterized. The transcript has 3 exons. The record is from RefSeq and is a predicted model, not a curated record. Lineage: Eukaryota; Metazoa; Cnidaria; Hydrozoa; Anthoathecata; Hydractiniidae. Bases 429 to 1844 code for a protein of 471 amino acids.